This is a messenger RNA of Zea mays, 2941 nucleotides long. RefSeq lists its product as uncharacterized. The transcript has 6 exons. Gene Ontology annotation, biological process: regulation of transcription by RNA polymerase II; lipid metabolic process. Gene Ontology annotation, cellular component: mediator complex; core mediator complex. Lineage: Eukaryota; Viridiplantae; Streptophyta; Magnoliopsida; Poales; Poaceae. Gene Ontology annotation, molecular function: lipase activity; transcription coregulator activity. The record is from RefSeq and is a predicted model, not a curated record. The coding region runs from base 1550 to 2764 and encodes 404 amino acids.
GAGCUCGCGUCGCGUCCGUUUGCUGCGCCCUCCGCCGCCGCCGCAAUGAUGCAGCCGCAUCUGCCCUCCCCGGCGAGGCUGGGGCUCACAGCCUCGUCGCCGUCGCUCCCGCCCAAUCCGGUCCCCUUGAAUCCCACAUCCUCGCCUUCACACGGUAGCCUGCCCUCGAGCGCAGCCGCUGGCACCAGUGCUGCCCCAACCCUAACCACCUCGCCGUCGCUGCUACCGCUCCUGCCGCCGCUUCCGCGCGCGCAAUCGCUGCUCCAGCUUAUAUCGUCGCUCGCUUCCAACCUCUUGGAACUCUCGGCGAACCGCGCCGCGUGGAUCUCAGCGUACCGAGGAUCGCUUCCCACCUUCCUCCCAUCGGCGUCCUCCGCGCCGCCGCUCGCAACCCCGAUCUCCUCCACCAAGGACGCGCUCUCUCUUGUCACCACCCUGCAGACGCAGCUCUUCGAGGCCGUCGCCGAGCUGCAAGAGACCCUCGAUCUGCAGGAUGCGCGCGCGCGCCUUGUCCGUGAGGCGCGUGGCAAGGAUGCUGCGCUGCUAGCCUUUGCGAAGAAGCUGCAUGAGGCUCACCAAGUACUUGACCGCCUCGUCGACGACUACGCUGACUACCGUCGCGAUCCCAAACGCCCGCGUGGCGCCGCUGCUGCUGACGAUCCCGAGCCGGCGUCAGAGGGCGACUUCGGCACGUCCCUCCACUCCAGCCUUAAGCUUGAUGACAUCCUGACCUACGCGCACCGCAUAAGUUACACAACCUUUGCUCCGCCGGAGCAUGGUGCUGGGUUGCCUCUCCGUGUUAGCCUGCCACCUGUACCACAGGAGAAUCAGAUGAGAGCGUCGCAGCUGUAUCUGUUUGCUGAUUUGGAUGUAGGGGUACCCAAGAAGCCAUUGGAUGCGAAGGACGGGAUCGCGGCAGAAGUGGAGGUUGCGCCGCUGUAUGAGGCACCACAGGAGGGGCCGUCGAGGCUACCAAACACCUUGCCACCCAUGUUCCCGAAGGAGCUAAAGCCGCCGCCGGGAUGGAAGCCUGGUGAUCCGAUCACGCUACCACUUGAUGAGAUACUACCUGGUAUCAAGGGUGAAGAGCGGGAGGCACAGGCCCCUGUGCCGCAGGCACCUGUUUCAGUGCGACCAGUGGCACCAAUGGGACCAGAGACAAUACAGGUCAAGCCUGUGCAGCUUGAUUUUGGGAGCAGUAGUAGUGACGAGUACAGUAGUGACGUUGGGAGCUCAGAAGAAGAUGAUGAGGAUUAGUGCUCGUUUACAAGGAUAACAGAAGAUGAGAAGAACAAUAGCAGCAGCAAAACAAUCUAAAUCAGACAUCACACUUGUAGCUGAAUUCCAACAGGAUACCCGAACCCACUCCAGGAACCCAAAGGCAACAGGAACACCACCUCUUGCACUUGUACAGAGGCUCAAAUCACUGUGUAUGUGAUUUAACUGGGUUUUUCUUCUUCUUGUGAUUUAACUGUGUACAUGUGAAUGCUGCAUUCCAUAGGUCUUACUUAGCGGGAUGCAUGUGAUCUUCUGAAUAAGGUCGUUUCGUAUGGUCCCGUGGUUAGGUGUCUACAGAUGCAGUGCAUUCAGCUGUCCCACCACACCACCUUCUCAGCCGACCGAAAGGCAUCUUACUUAUCCCAAUCAGCCUGCCACAGUGGCGAGAAUGGAACCGUACCUCCAGUGGUUAGGGAUACAGCUCAUGGAGCUCGGCGGUACCGCAAUGUCGCUGCUGCUGCUGCUCGUGCUCGCCGCGUCGCCAUUGCAGCAGGCCAGGGCGGUUGGCGGCGGCAGGCCGCGGGUGCCGGCCAUCCUGGUGUUCGGCGACUCCAUCGUGGACACGGGCAACAACAACGCCGUCCUCACGCUCACCAAGUCCAACUUCAGGCCAUACGGCAAGGACCUCAACGGCGGCGUACCCACCGGACGCUUCUCCAACGGCCGGAUUCCGACGGACUUCGUAGCUUCACGGCUCGGCUUGAAAGAUCUGGUUCCGGCGUAUCUCGGCACCGACCUCAGCGACGACGACCUCUGCACGGGCGUCAGCUUCGCGUCUGGGGGCACCGGCUACGACCCGCUCACCUCCACUCUCGUGGAGGAGCUCAACAUGUUCGCGGAGUACAAGGAGAGGCUCGCAGGGGUCGUCGGAGACGAGGCCGCCGCCGCAGGAAUCGUGGCCGAAAGCCUGUUCCUUGUCUGCGCCGGGUCGGACGACAUCGCCAACAACUACUACCUCGCCCCCGUCAGACCUCUGCAGUACGACAUCUCGGCGUACGUGGAUUUCCUUGUGGAGCAGGCCUGCGACUUCAUUAGGCAACUGUACCAGCAAGGGGCCAGGAGGAUCGCGGUCCUGGGGAUGCCGCCGGUCGGGUGCGUGCCCUCGCAGCGGACCCUCGCCGGCGGCCUAGCCAGGGACUGCGACCCCGCUCGCAACCACGCGGCGCAGCUGUACAACUCCAGGCUGAAGGAGGAGGUAGUGCUGCUCCAGAAGGAGCUGGCGUGCCAGAGAAUCGGCUACGUGGAUAUCUACGACGUCCUGCAGGACAUGAUCACGAACCCCUGCAAAUACGGCUUCGAGGUCUCCACGAGAGGAUGCUGCGGCACCGGGGACUUGGAGGUGUCGCUCCUGUGCAACCAGCUGACGGCGCCGACGUGCCCUGACGACCGGAAAUACGUCUUCUGGGACAGCUUCCAUCCCACCGAGAAAGCAUACGAGAUCAUCGUGGACUACCUGUUCCCGAGAUACAUAGAGAACCUGCUAUAAUUACUUCUGCUUUACCGUCGCUUCUUUAAUUCGAUCGUUUCUAGUUGUUGUCAAGUUUAGACAUGCCGUCUUUGUUUCCCAAUUUAAGCUUUUGCUUUAAAACUCAAGACUUUUCAAGGAAAUGAAAUGACACCUGCUAGCUUGUUGCAAGCUGUAAAGAUUGAUUGGUUUUGUUUA